UGUUUUGUACGAAAAACAAUGGUGACUACGAUCAGAAUAACCUGUGAUGGUGUAUUCAUACAAUCCAAUUCGUUUUUAACCUCAACUGUGUCAUCGCCAUCAACUGCUGCUGCAUCAUCGUCAUCUUCAAAUCUAUUAACAACCUCAUCUACAACAACCACACCAUCAUCUUUGGAAGAUACAACAACAUCAUCGGCAUUUCCAUCAACCACCACCAAUUCGUCCAGUGAUAGUCGCACCAUAACACCUGAACAGGAAGAGGAGGAGCAGGAGAAUAGCUUUAAUUCCACAAGCAGUUCGUCAUCAUCAUCAUCGCCAAACAGCCUAACCCUAACCACCAAUGGCAGUGCCAAAGAUCGUUCCGAAUCAAGUAAUUUCAAUUACAACGAAGUGCGAACGGCAGAGGUAUCACAAUUAAGGGAAAAAGAUAACCAAAGAUCAUCCUCCAAUUCUCCCACGGGCUCUAUUGUUUCCACCCUAAAUUCUCGAAAUUUGUCGGGAAGUCCAAGUAAUCGCAGUUCGAAACGACCUCGGACCCCUAAAAAUGAUAAUCGUCGGCGGUAUUAUUUUGGCAGCAACAAGGUCUACUGGUGUAAACAAUCCCUGCUAAACGGAGGCAUACCCGCUUCGCCAAUAUCCCUACAUAACGUUGGCUUACGAAGGGGAGGAAACGAAUCGAAGUUAUCCUCGCGAGUAAAUCUAACACGUAGUGCCAGUUCGGUUACCGAUAAAGAAUUACAACAACAAAAGAAAUAUAACAGCCAGCAAGAAGGUCAUGGUGGAGAAUCGCGUUCUCCUCGACGUGCCGCCCAUAAACUUCUAACAGCCUCGAAUAGCCUGAACUCUUCACCGCUUUGUUCGCACACAAAUCAAAAAUUUAAUCUCAAGGAUUUCUAUACCUUCUCUUCGAGUAAAUUGAAAGCCUCCCCCAACUCACCUGGGGUUAUAUUAGCACCUCCAACAACAAAUAUCUCCUCCACCCACAACAAAAAUUACAAUAAUCGCAAAUCUUCACCCAAAACCAUAUCGGGUGGCACCUCAAUAUUCCUGGUCAAUGGUGGUGGCAGUUCAGGUGGUGGUGUUGGUGGCGCUUUCAGUAUUAGCUCCUCAGCCUAUAAAAAUUCAACGGCCACACCGGGUGAUUCGACACGACUUUUAAGUUUUCUUCGCUCCGCAAGGAAGCUAUAUCGCAACAGUAUUCGUCUGAAUCAUCAACAUUCGCAUCAGAAUCAGUCCAAUUCUCAGCAUCCAGCGUCCACUAACAAUAAAUCUAAUGAAACCGAAAACCAAAGAGAUGAAGUCGAUUCGAUCGCAGCUGGCGUAAAUUCAUCCAAUAAUGUUCCUACCUAUCGGGAUAAAUUAAGGCAGAGUUAUUUAUUCGGCCUUAAAAAUUUCUACAACCAACCAAAUGACAACAACAAUAGUGGCAACAACAACUACAGCGGCAGCAGUAAAGAAAAUCCUACAGUAUUAAGUGAGGAGUGGUUCGCACUUAGAGGAGAGCUACUAACCAAAUACGGUAUGACUUCAUCGAUGUAUUACUCAACAGCCGCUGCAACUGCGAACAAUUCAAGUUCGAAGACGACAGUUAUGAAUAGUCACGCAACUGCAACACAAAACGGCGGACAAACAACAAUCGUUGGUCAUCAUCGGGGUUUCUCACAGCCAACGGUAACGGUGGCAACAUCGAGCACGGGCGGUGAUCCAUGGUUUUUGCAAUCAACCGGGCAUCAAAUGCCACCAACGGCUCCAUUGCGUCAUAAUAAACGUCCAGCGCCACAGCCAGUGACAGCGGCUGCUGGUGGUGGUUUGGGCGGUGGUCCCAAUAAUCCAAAUUCUUUGCUAGCCAAUAACAGUAAUCAACAUCACAAUGCGAUUCACUUGUCCUCGCAUGCACUUAAUAGUCAUAAUUUAAUAACAAAUGCAACAGGUGGUGGUGUUGCUGGCGGUGGAGGCAGCACUAUUCUCGGAGGUGGUGGUGGUGUUAUAAAUGCCGCUGCCAAUCAUUCACCCAAAUCGCCAAAUCAACAUCCAACACAACAGCAGCAGCCACAUCAACAACAACAAUCCCACAAUUUAAUGUCAACAUUUGCUCCCAUCGUUGGUUCGGCAUCGACAGCUUCAUCAGUUACUGCUGCUGCAGUGGCCAGUGUUACACAGCAACAACAACAACAGCAUAUGCAAUUAUUGUCGGCAGCAGCAGCGGCCAAUAAUUGUAACAAUAAUUUAAUGUCAUCUUCAUUGAAUGCAGCUCACAGCAGUGCCAUGUCACUGCACGAACGUGGUCUACCACCCAAAGGUAUGGGUCUGACGGCAAAUGCCGGCGGUGGUAGCAAUAUGUUACUUCAUACGCAACAACAACAACACCCUGCCCAACAACAACAACAGCAGCAGCCGCAUCAUCAGCAGCAACAUCAUGCCAAUCAAACGUCAUUGGUCAUAAAUCCAGUGGUGGGUGGCGGAUCGGGUAUGACAACGUCAUUGCACAGUUUCGAUAUAAAUGGUGCAGCUGUUGUUGGUAAUCCCGUUGCCAAUACACAAUCAUCAUGGGCCACACCAUCAUUGUCACCCACAUCGGGUAUGGCACCCAAUCAUCAUUCAAUUGGUGGUGGUGUUCCACAUGGUCAGCAACCGCACAAAAAAUGUGAGGUUAAAUUGAAUGCAAUGCCUUGGUUCCAUGGCAGCAUUACCCGUGAUGAAGCUGAACACUUGCUACAGCCCCGCGAGGAUGGCCUGUUCUUAGUGCGUGAAUCUACAAAUUUCCCCGGUGACUAUACACUCUGUGUAUGCUUCCAGGGUAAAGUGGAACAUUAUCGUGUCAAAUAUUUGGAAAAUAAGCUAACCAUUGACGAUGAAGAAUAUUUUGAAAAUUUGGGUCAGCUUGUUGCGCACUAUGAAGCCGAUGCCGAUGGCCUGUGUACACAAUUGGUAAAAUGUUUACCUAAACAGGGUAAACAGGAAUACUGUAUCAAUUCAAAAGAUUUCAUCGACAAAGGUUGGGUUAUACCCGAAUCGGAUUUGCAGCUACGCGAAAGCAUAGGCAAAGGUGAAUUUGGUGAUGUAAUGUUGGGUAUAUUGCGCAAUGAGAAGGUGGCUGUAAAAAUGCUUAAAGAUGAGGGAGCUGUACAGAAAUUCUUGGCAGAGGCUUCGGUUAUGACAACACUGGAACAUGAAAAUCUAGUGAAAUUCAUUGGUUUAGUAUUCACUAGUAAACAUCUGUAUUUGGUUACUGAAUAUAUGAGCAAAGGAUCACUGGUUGAUUAUUUAAGAUCGCGGGGACGACAGCAUAUAACUAAAAAGGAUCAAAUCAAUUUUGCUUAUGACACAGCUUCGGGUAUGGAAUAUUUAGAAGCGAAAAAGGUUGUUCAUCGUGAUUUGGCUGCCCGCAAUGUUCUCAUUUCGGAAGACUGCGUUGCCAAGGUAUCUGAUUUUGGUUUGGCCCGCGAAGAAUGCUAUAAUCUGGAUGUCGGGAAAUUGCCAAUUAAAUGGACAGCACCCGAGGCAUUGAAAAAUUGGCGUUUCUCUAAUAAAUCCGAUAUGUGGAGUUUUGGCAUUUUAUUAUGGGAAAUUUAUUCAUUUGGUCGUGUUCCUUAUCCUAGAAUUCCACUAACCGAUGUUGUGAAACAUGUUGAAGUUGGCUAUAAAAUGGAAGCACCCGAAGGUUGCCCACCUGAAAUCUAUGAAAUGAUGAGACAAGCCUGGGACCUAAAUCCUGCCAAACGACCAACAUUUGCUGAAUUAAAAGUGAAACUUUUACAUUUGAAAAACAAUACGGCGUGAAAAUUUAGUUAUUGCCAAUAACGUAACAACAAGAAUAGCAACAACACCACUACCACCUUUUAAAACGAAAAC
Molecule: messenger RNA, 3852 nt
Organism: Musca vetustissima
Lineage: Eukaryota; Metazoa; Arthropoda; Insecta; Diptera; Muscidae
Gene: Csk
Product: serine-rich adhesin for platelets
Exons: 10
Coding region: 19-3780 (1253 amino acids)
Biological process (GO): protein phosphorylation
Molecular function (GO): protein tyrosine kinase activity; ATP binding
Source: RefSeq, a predicted model, not a curated record